AUGGUCUACGCAUUCAUCCUCCCAACAACCUCGCCUCUCUCAUUUCAAUCAUUUAUCUUCUCUACUACUCACCCAUCCCUCCCCCAAUCAGCCUCAACAACCCGCCAUGCUCUCCGCCUCGCGCUAAAGGCCCACAAGCGCUUACCCCGCGACCGCCAGGAUGCCCACCUACCCACAGUCCUGUCCGCUUUGAAUGAAUAUAUCCCCUACCUAUUUGCAAUCUCAAAUGGACUAAAUGGUCGCUCCGUUCCAACGGAUGCAUAUUCCUCCGCUCCCCAAGAUGCCUACACGUCAGGCGGAACGAAACUCCGCACCGGCGAAGUAGUCGACAUCACAAUCCGUGCGGAGAUACAGUCGGCAUGGAGAUGUACCUUGUCAUCCUCAGGCGGAUUGAAUCUUGGGUCCCGUGGCACUAAUGCGGGCGGAAACGGUAUCCGCACGCGGAAUGGGCGAGUGUCUGGUCGAGGCAUCCACUUCGAAUUGGCGUUUACCCUCACAACUCUGGGCUAUGUCCUGAGUAGGAUGGCACGCGCAGGAGUUCUCGCUGCUCUAUACGCAUCCUCCACCCCGUCUGCGGAGGCCCGUACUACUGCUGUGCAGACCGCGACGCGGUAUCUGUUACAGGCUAGCUCGGUGCAUAAUCUGCUAGCGUCCUCGCCGACUUUCACAGCAGCCACUGUGUCGACAGUACCGGAGCUGGAGUCUGCUACGCAGUCCGCUCUGUCGUCUCUGGCCCUGGCCGAGGCUACUUUACUGGCCGUUCUUAAGGAUGAUGCGUAUGUUGCGGCGUGUAUCCAGUCGCGCAAUCCAAAUGACAAAGACUGGAUGGUGCAUGCACCUGAGAUCCCAAAAGUGCGCGCUCUGCUAUUCGCAAGACUCUGUGUUCGUGCCGCAGAGUACGCCGAGCAAGCUGCCGCAGGCCUAGGUGCUGUUGGGUCUACUUCCGGUCGUGCAGGCCGCGUGGAUGAGGAUUUGGUCGGCUAUACUAGAGUUCUGGCUCGCGUGGCUCGGGCACGCGCCUGUCGUUUCUUUGGUGUAGAUGCUGAGCUAUCAGGCAAAGUUGGUGAGGGUAUUGCGUGGUUGCGAGCUGCACGCACUCCACUCGGGCUACGUGGAGCAGGGUCUUCACCGGAAGAUGCCGUUGGCUCAGGAGGUUCAGGAAAGGGCGGACUGUCCCGAUUAAAGCGCGAGUGGACAGAGCGACGUGAAGAACGUCGAGUUACUAAGGAUGCUGGCGGUAGUCGUAGCGAAAAAGGUCCAUUGGAUGCGGGGGAUGAUGCUGGUCGUGACGAAGAGGGACGAGUCCUCGCGAUGCUCGAAACGAAAUGGGUGAAAAUGAAUGACACAGUAAGUCAACUUUUUACCCUGCCCCACGAUCCCGCUGGGUCUCGAUAUGCAUGGAGUAUUGACUUUGUACAGAUUAACACACAGCUCAUUCCACCAUCUGCACCAUUGCUCUCUAAUCUGCCUUCUGGUCGUGACAUUCACUCCCCACCAGCACCAUACCAGCCCCCUUCUUUAGAUCAGGACCAACUCAUGCGGAUGCGUGCUCCACCAGAUGAGAGAGAUGACAUUCAAUUUGGAAGUGACGACGACAGUGAGGAUGAUGCAGGGCAGCCUGUAGGCGGUGGACCUCUGGGGGCAUUCCCGGACCGAAGUGCGACCGCAUCAAGCGUUUAUUAUUGA
This is a messenger RNA of Penicillium robsamsonii, 1686 nucleotides long. Its product is annotated as pH-signaling protein PalC. Gene Ontology annotation, cellular component: plasma membrane. The record is from RefSeq and is a predicted model, not a curated record. The transcript has a single exon. NCBI's taxonomy places the organism in Eukaryota, Fungi, Ascomycota, Eurotiomycetes, Eurotiales, Aspergillaceae. Gene Ontology annotation, biological process: cellular response to pH. The coding region runs from base 1 to 1686 and encodes 561 amino acids.